Syngnathus acus (greater pipefish) is the source of this 5104-nucleotide messenger RNA. Its product is annotated as NHS-like protein 1. Gene Ontology annotation, biological process: cell differentiation. The record is from RefSeq and is a predicted model, not a curated record. Lineage: Eukaryota; Metazoa; Chordata; Actinopteri; Syngnathiformes; Syngnathidae.
AGCACGCAGCCCGGCCGCCGUUCAUUUGAAUUUGAAUAGGCCAGUCCAACUGCGCUGCGCGGACAUGGCGGGAUUGGAGGAUUGCAUUCAAAUGGCCAGCGUCAUCGCGUGGAUUGCGCCUUUUUAGUCUUUGCCUAUCUGCUUUGAAAAGUGACUUUUGACGAUGCCUUUCCACCAGAGGAGCGUCGAGCCGCGGCGCGUGAGCAGGUUGCCGGCUGCUCCGUGCAAGACCGCGAAGAGGGCGGCGGCGCCGGCGUCGCUGGACGAGGUGAGCUGUCACACGCUCACCAACAUCAUCCAUCAACUGGCCGACCUCUCGCGCCUGGCGGCCGACGUCUUCCUGGGCAUCGAGCUGCCGGCGGCCUCCGUGUCCCGAAGAACGUACCGGCUGCAGGGACGCCUGCGCUCGCUGCACGCCAGAGUCGGCGUCCUGGAGGCCAAGAAAGUCCAAAUCCCCGUGUCCACUCUGGACGAGGAGAGCAAGUGGACGGUCCACUACACGGCGCCCUGGCACCAGCAGGAGAACGUCUUCCUGCCGGCCAGCAGGCCGCCCUGCGUGGAGGACCUCCACCGCCAGGCCAAAGGCAACCUGAAGAGCGCCCUGCGAGAAUGCGACAAGCUGAGGAAGGACGGCUUCCGCAGCUCGCAGUACUACUCGCAGGGGCCCGUCUUCUCAGAAGCCGGCAGCGGCCCGCGCCGGGACCAUGACGACGAUGACCAAAAGUCCCCGGCCUCCUCGGCGGAGGAGGAGGAGGACGAUCGCUCGCAGGCGCCCAGCGACAGGGGGGACGUCUCGGAGGCCGACGUGAGCCGGGCCUCCGCGCUGCCCACCCCGGAGGAGAGGAUGAGGCGGACGGCGCAGGCCGUGCCCACCGACAUCGUGGCCAUCAACGUGACAGGCACCGUGUUUGACCGGCAGGCCAGUGUCCGGCGCUCCCUGGUUAGCACGGACACGGUGUCACGCCGGCCCAAGAAGGUCAAACGCAGAAAGACCAUAUCGGGGCUGCCCGACAACGUCCAGCUGGACCUAGUUGCAAACGGUGGCGGCGGCGGAGAGCUGCGACCGCAUUCCAUGUUCCUUCCCGGGCAGUACUCCACGCUGGGCCGGGCGGGGAGCGUCAACUCGGCGCUCUGGCGCCGCCGCCGCACCCGAGACUCCGGCUGCCAGACGGAGGAAGCCAAGGUGGUCCCGCCGUCCAUGAGGAGAAUCCGCGCUCAGAGGGGGCAGGGAAUCGCCGCGCAGAUGGCUGGCCUUUCCGUGUCGUCCUCCACCGGAAGUAUCUGCGGCGGUGGCGGCGACCCGUCGCCGUUCAACAGCCUGCCCCGCCAGGGCGCCAGGGUGUCGCUCAGCGCCGACCCCGUCUGCAGCAGCACCCCCAUCAAGAAGCAAGACGGCGGCGCUCCGCACAGGCGUGUCGGAAAGCUGCGGGCGGACGACACGGCCGUGCACCUGAGGAGCGCGCCCAAGAUGGCCACCCUGCCCGGGCCCCAGGAAGUGCGGCGGACGCGCUCCAGCGAGUGGGCCGGCGCUGCGGCUUGCGUGGUGUCGCCGCACGCCGCCUAUUGCACGUCGCUCAUCCCCAACGCCACGCUGUCCGGUUCAUCGCAAGUGGUGGCUGUGGCCACCUCGGCGCAGCGUUCGCGGAGCUCCGCCUCCCCGACGGCCGGGCCUCUCGGUCCGGCCCCCCUCGCCUCGGCUUUCGUCGAGUCAGACGACAGCGUGCGCAGUCCCAGCACCUCGCCGCCGCCGCCGUGUCGGCCGGAGGACGAGUGGAUCUACGAGACGGCGGAAAAGCUGUCGCUCCCGCUCCGGGCUCUCACCUCCAGCUCCUCGGCUCCCAUCAAGCAGCUGUACGGCAGCCCGGAGGCGUCGUCCCGGACGACCACCGAUUCCGGCUCGCUCUACUCCCAGGACAACGACGGCUAUUAUACCUCCAUGCAUUUGGACUCGGGUCUGCUGCGCUCAGGCGGAGGGCGCCCCGGCAGACACAGCAUGUACGAGUGUCGCCGGGGCGACGAUGAGAGCUGGUACAGCGAUCGCUCCCUCACCCGCAGCAUUUCCCUGCGCAAAUCCAAGAAGCCGCCGCCGCCCCCCACUCGCAGCGACUCCCUGAAACGGAAGCCCGCUCCCAAGCAGAAGAACACCGCCGCCGACACGCUCAACGAGAGUCUGCUGGCCACCCUGCAGCAGCUGGGGCUGCGGCCCGGCGAAGCCAGCGACUACGAGGACCCUUGGGUGCUGCGCGGGCGGAGUCAGAGUAGCGUUAGCGCCGACAGCUCGGCCACGUCACUCAGCGCAAACGGCGUGUCGGACGCCUACGCGCUCUGCCACGUGACCCCCGCUCACAGCGACAGCAGCAGCUUACGAUCCGACUACGCCGACUCUUGGGGCUACUACGUGGAGUACCCUCGCCACCGCGCCGAGCAGAGCGCGCCGACCGCACCUCGGCCCGAAGACGGGAGCCGCGCGCACCCUGACCAGGAGAGCGCGGGAACGCCGCCGCCGUCGCUCCAGGAGGCGAAAGGCAAAAGCUCCUCCCCGGAGCGUGUGCAGCGACUGACUUCGCCCUCCAGCGGCUACUCCAGCCAGUCCAACACCCCCACCGCCGGAACCCCGGUCCCCUCCGGGGUCAGGUCCGCGUCACCCUCGGCCAGCCGCCCGCGGCCCAAGAUCCCGGAGAGGAAAUCCUCUCUGCUGUCCUCGCUCUCCAUGUCGUCGUCCUCCACCUCCCUCUCGUCCACCACCUCGGACUCUCUCAAGAGCGUCGGGCCGCCCCUGACCUCGGCUCCGCCCACCCCCGUAAGCCCGCCCUCCCCGUUGCCCCCCCCAAUCGCGCAGGCUCUGAGCCCGCACCCGGGUUGCUCCACGUCCCCAGAGUUCCCGCCACCGCCCUCGCCCGAAAGGCUCUGCCGUCCGGGUGCGUCCCUCGACGGGAGCUUAAGUCCUCCGUUGCCGCCCGCGCCUCCCGCAUCCCUCACGGCGCCGCCGCCCCCCCCUCCGCUGCCCGCUCCCACCUGCGUCUCUUCCUCCACCACCAAUCCCGUAAUGUCGACGCCCAGAGCCGUGGUUGCCGACAGUCCCGCAAAGUCGCCCGUGCUCCUCAUCACGCCGUUUGCCCUGCAAAGUGUUCAGCUGCGCUCGGUGGCACGGACGGAGAAGGAGACCGAGAGCCACCCCAACUCUGAGGAGUGCCGCUCCCGGGAGAACCGCCCUUCCCAUAAGGCUGAAGAUUCCGCUCCACCGAAGCUGCCGUCGGACACGCCCGACGGUCCCGUUGUCGACGACGAGCGGAGCCGUGUUUUUCUCCACCGAGGGCAGAAAGCAUUGGCGAGCGACGGCAGCUCCGAUGUCCGACACCGGCCCGCCGUCAUUGGCGACAGACCUCACUUCUCUUUUGUCCUGCCACUGAGGCCCGGGCCGGUCCAGGAGGCCAGCCCGCCUCCUCCGUGGGAAGACGCGGCGUCGCAAAUGCCAGGAUGCCAACAAAACUGCGAAAUCCAGGACGAGCGUCGUCCCGUUCCCGGCUCGGAGCGCCAACCCGCCCAGAACGGGGACAGCAGUGCGGCGGGCUCCGACAGCGACGAGGACGACGACGCAGGUGACGUGUUUAACUCCAACACGGACGAGACGUCGCCGUCUCUCAGCGGGACCCCGGAGGGAACGGGGAGCAUGGUCACCCCCACUCCAACUCCCACGCGGACCACCGAGGACCUCUUCGCGGCCAUACACAGGUCCAAGCGGAAGGUGCUGGGCCGCAAAGAGUCCGAAGAGGACAAGCCCGCCGGGUCGGGGAGCCGCUCGCGGUCGCCCCCCACCUCGCCGGCGUCGCGCCCGUCGGGCUCUAUCCAACGCCACCUGCGCAAGUCGUCCACCAGCAGCGACAGCUUCAAGGCGCUGCUCUUGAAGAAGGGCAGCCGCUCCGACGGCGGCUUCCGGAUGUCCGCCGCCGAGAUGCUGCGCUCCACCGACCCCCGCUGGCAGCGCACGGGCUCCGAGUCGACCCCGCCCGACUCCCCGCCGCGGGACGAGCGCGGCCGCUACCAGGCGCUGGCGCCGCCCGCCUCCUCCCCCCUCAAGUACGGCCGCUCGCGCACGCCCCCUUCGGCCGCCAGCAGUAAAUACAACGCCCGGUGUCGGAUCCUCAGCAGCCCCAUGACCGUCAUCUGCGAGCGAGACGGCGAGUACGCCGACGCCAACGGCACUUUAUCGGACGACAGUGGGGCUUAAAGGAGCCAGCCGGCGUGAUGUUUUGUUUUUUUGCUUGGGGUCUUUCAUUGUCGAAUCUGUUGUUUCCUUUUUCCUGUCGUAAUGACGCCCUGUCGGGAAAGUCACUGCGUACUUUGUUUGUCGAACAGAUAUGCUGUUGUCCGCCACAACAAACGCACAUGGCAUGAAGCGACAAUUACGUUCCGCACAAUACAGUGCUAGUUUCUUUGUUCCGAGGAGAGCUGCGGUCGUCCGUCUGCUUUUCAGCCCUGUGUUAAUUGCCGGCAACAUUUCUACUCAUGCGGGAGCUGUUGUCAGCCUCAGCUCACAAGCGGACACUCCGAUGCCACAUGCCAUCCCGCCGAGCCCCGCCUCUAAAAGGCGCUUGUACACGGACAUGACAAUGGGUCGUUUCUCGCUUGUAUGUCUUUUGUUUUUGUGUUCAAAUACGUUUACAGAGCAGUUAAGAAGUACGCUUGAAAAAGUUGCAAGUUGGAGGGGGUGAAAAUGAUCUUUUUCCUGAAAUUCCACACGUGUCGCAGAAAGUCUAUAAUGUAGCCCACCCCACCCAUCCUAUUCGAUUUCUGUUCAUGAAGAAAGUUGCCAGUGACUUUCCAAGCGUCUCCCUUCGUUCCACCAGGCUCAUAAAUCUGUCCCGUUGUAGAUUUUGCACUGCGGUCUUUGUUUGGCGUGCGAUUGUUGAAAAGAAUGUUUUGCUCAAAACAAGCUCAUUGUUGUUGUCACACCUGAUCGGCUUCUUUUUCUAGUGGUCACCAAAGAGCCCAACAACAAACUUAACUCAGACGGAAACCACACGAGCUGUUGUUGAAAGUUGAUCCUGAUACACUUUUAUAUUGUUGUGUAUGUAAAUAAAUCGAAAUGGAUUGUUUUAAGUCA